AUGAAAGAAGGUAACAGACCAAUAGUAAUUGACGGUGUUAAUGAGGUGGACGAAUUGACCUUUGUUUCACACUUUGCUCAGGGCGAAUCUAAUAAAAUUAAGGAGUUAAACGAUUUUAAAAGAAGCCAUUUGAACCAAACGCAACCAACUGCUACCAAUUUAUCGCAAUUUUACAACUUACCGGACGACAGUGAUGUUUCCGACUCUGAUGUGGAGCCCUUAGAAGGCGACUUAUCUGUCAGGAGCACACCUCAGUCAAGGUACUAUUUGCAACCAAGUCAGUCGAUUUUUAGCCAGUCAUACCUCGAUACACGAGACCCUCUUGACAAUUUAAGGAUAAUUGACACUGUUGACCUUCCAGAUAAGGUCUCCGAAGAUCUUCCAAUUGGCAAAAUAGGAAAGUGUAAAUCGAUUUUUGAUGAUAUUCUAAUAGUAGAAUCAUCGAGUGAUUCGAAGGUUUUGGACCUGGGCUCCAUUGUGUGUAAGCAUGAUAGGACCAUUUUGGGGACUGUAAACGACACUUUUGGACAAACGAGCUCCCCCUACUAUAUGGUCAUAUUGAGAAAUAAGAACUUGAAGAUCGAAGCGGAGGAAUUCGUGUACUGCGACCUAAAGCACAGUACCUACAUAACAGACGAAACUGUUAGAUCCAAAACAAUUGACGUUGAAGAAUCUGAGGAUGAAAAGACUGAGGAAUUGGACACUAAACCACAAAAUAAACUAAAACAAUCAUACAAAGAUUUGUAA
Theileria orientalis strain Shintoku is the source of this 747-nucleotide messenger RNA. RefSeq lists its product as uncharacterized. Gene Ontology annotation, cellular component: sno(s)RNA-containing ribonucleoprotein complex. The transcript has 7 exons. NCBI's taxonomy places the organism in Eukaryota, Apicomplexa, Aconoidasida, Piroplasmida, Theileriidae. Gene Ontology annotation, molecular function: RNA binding. Gene Ontology annotation, biological process: ribosome biogenesis; pseudouridine synthesis; box H/ACA snoRNP assembly. The coding region runs from base 1 to 747 and encodes 248 amino acids. The record is from RefSeq and is a predicted model, not a curated record.